GACAGUGGGCAUGAACCAAUCUGGGCUGUCGGUGGGUGGUGCAGACAGUCUAGGCUAGGAGACACUCCAGGAAGUAAGACCCACUAGUCAUCCAUCCUGUGUUUCUGGGAACCCCACUUUCCUCUGUGUUUCUCUCAGUUUCUGCUGAUUUGGACUUUGGAGAGGAGACGUCAGGAAGUUCAGCACUGGAUGGAGUAUGGAGCAGUGCUGUCAAGCGAAACAACUUUGCCAGUGGAUCUCAGUCAUAGUCUCAAACUGGUACUGUGAUUUCUCUUCAUUUUCUGUCCUGAGAAGGAAUUGAGAGGAGGAGGAAGGAAUGGCAGUUUCUCAGUGCUCAGUGACCUAUGAAGAUAUAACUGUGGUAUUCACUCAAGAGGAGUGGACACUAUUAAAUCCUUCAGAGAAGAAACUCUACAGAGAUGUGUUGUGGGAAAACCAUAGGAAUUUUCUCUCAAUAGGAAAAUUACUAGAUGACCAUUCCACCAAUAAGCAGCACCAUAACCACCAAGGAAGUAAACAAAGAAAUAUCGUCAGUUAUCUUCAGCUACAUGAAAGAAUUCACAAUGGAGAGAAAGCCUAUGAAUGCAGACAAUGUAGUAAAGCAUUCAGGUUAGCCAGUCAUCUUAUGGUACAUGAAAGAAGUCACAUUGGAGAGAAACCCUAUGAAUGGAAACAGUGUAGGAAAAUAUUCAAUGGGGCCAGUGAUCUUAGGGUAUAUGAUAGAACUCACAGUGGAGAGAAACCCUAUGAAUGUAGACAAUGUAGUAAAGCAUUCAGUCAGGCCAGUCAUCUUCAGAGACAUGAAGGAACUCAUAGUGGAGAGAAACCCUAUGAAUGUAAACAAUGUAGGAAAACAUUCAGUCAGUCCAGUGCACUUAGGAUACAUGAAAGAACUCACACUGGAGAGAAACCCUAUGAAUGUAAACAAUGUAGUAAAGCAUUCAGUCAGGCCAGUCAUCUUCAGAGACAUAAAGGAACUCACAGUGGAGAGAAACCCUAUAUAUGUAAACAAUGUAGUAAAGCAUUCAGUCAGGCUGGUCAUCUUCAGAGCCAUGAAGGAACUCACAGUGGAGAGAAACCCUAUGAAUGUAAACAAUGUAGGAAAACAUUCAGUUGGCCCAGUCAUCUUCAGAGACAUGAACAAACUCACAGUGGAGAGAAACCCUAUGAAUGUAAACAAUGUAGGAAAACAUUCAGACAGUCCAGUGUACUUAGGGUACAUGAAAGAACUCACAGUGGAGAGAAACCCUAUGAAUGUAAACAAUGUGGUAAAGCAUUCAAUCAGGCUGGUCAUCUUCAGAGACAUGAAGGAACUCACAGUAGAGAGAAACAGUAUGAAUGUAAACAAUGUAGGAAAACAUUCAGUAGUGCCAGUCAUCUUAAGGUACAUGAAAGAAAUCACAGUGGAGAGAAACCCUACAAAUGUAAACAAUGUAGUAAAGCAUUCAGGUGGGCCAGUUAUCUUAGGAUACAUGAAAGAACUCACAGUGGAGAGAAACCCUAUGAAUGUAAACAAUGUAGUAAAGCAUUCAGUUUGGCCAGUUAUCUUAGGCUACAUGAAAGAAUUCACAGUGGAGAGAAACCCUAUGAAUGUAGACAAUGUAGUAAAGCAUUCACCUGGGCCCGUAAUCUUCAGAGACAUGAAAGAACUCACAGUGGGAGAAACCUUAUUAAUGUAAACAAUGUAGGAAAACAUUCAGUCGGGCCAGUCAUCUAAGGGUACAUGAAAGAAGUCACAGUGGAGAGAAACCCUAUGAAUGUAAACAAUGUAGGAAAUCAUUCAGCCGGCCAGUCAUCUUAGGGUACAUGAAAGAACUCAGUGGAGAGAAAUCCUAUAUAUGUAAGCAAUAGAAAAGACAGGGAAAAAAAAAAUCAAUGGAGCCAGUACCACCUCACCAUGGUUCACUUCAAUCAGUGUUACACAAGCUCCUGCACUAAAUCUGGUCCCCAGAUCAAAUUGUUGGGGUUUAUAGUUAACAAUAUAUGGUUAUAUAUCAGCAGAGUUCAGAAUUAAAGUCACUGGGAAACAAGUCUUCAGACUGUGAAGCAGAAUGAAGUGACCUGAGGGCAUGCAGAUGGUUUUUACAGGGUAGAACAGGCCCACUGAAUUGUAGUCGUGGCUUAUUUUACUGAUCAACAACAUGAAAGAUGACUACUAUAUGAACUCACUCAACUGGAAUUCAUAUAACGAGUUCCAGAACUUGCCCAAAAGAAAGAUUUAAAAAAAAAAAAAAACCAGAAACAAAGGGACCGUGUCUAUUACAUUAUAAGAACUGUAAUUGUUAUCUUUGAGAAAUUGGGAACAUAAAACUUUGAUGUUGGAUGUGGUGUGGAUCCAUACUCUGUAACUUUACUAUCUGGAAUUCCACUAUUAAUCACAAAUAAAAAUUGCAUAAAAUCAUUUCUCGAUAUAUUUUGAAUUGUUCAUCUGAGUAUUAAAUUUAUAUAUGCACACAUUUAUACCCAAACUGUAUAUACCGCUGAAUUGCCUUGUCCAUCCCAAAAUAU
Molecule: messenger RNA, 2508 nt
Organism: Erinaceus europaeus (western European hedgehog)
Lineage: Eukaryota; Metazoa; Chordata; Mammalia; Eulipotyphla; Erinaceidae
Product: zinc finger protein 14-like
Exons: 5
Coding region: 317-1717 (466 amino acids)
Biological process (GO): regulation of transcription by RNA polymerase II
Molecular function (GO): DNA-binding transcription factor activity, RNA polymerase II-specific; RNA polymerase II cis-regulatory region sequence-specific DNA binding
Source: RefSeq, a predicted model, not a curated record